AAAGUGGUGCUUCCGGUUCUUUUUUGUUUUUUCUUAAGUCGAAAGGGAAUUCUAAUUGAUGAACCAUUUGUUAUUCAAAAAAUCGCUUUUCACUCUCAAAAUCACUAACUAGAGCAAACCCUAACCCUAGACAGCACCAACUAUGUCUAAACAAGGUGGAAAGGCGAAACCAUUGAAACAACCCAAGAAGGAGAAAGUCGAGUUGGACGAGGAUGACAAAGCCUUGCUUCAAAGGAAGAGAGAAGAGGAGAAGGCACUCAAAGAGCUUAGAGCCAAGGCACAACAGAAGGGACAAUUUGGAGGCUCUGGACUAAAGAAGAGCGGGAAGAAAUAAAAACCUUCUCAAACCAAAAACAUAAAAUAGACAUUGCAAUAUGGCAUUGUGUGAUGAGUUUAAUGUGAUGAAUACCUCCUUUAUUCAAUACUUCAAGAUUCAAUGACAUUCAUUGUUUUAGCCAAUAAAUGAGUUUCACUUAACAAUUCUCCUUAGGUGUCCCAUUUACUUUUGUACACUAUUUAUUUAUCAAUCUUAAAUUGUAUUUUAUUAUUAAUCUAUAAGAUAAAAUGUAGUCAUGUGAGAUUUCA
Messenger RNA from Amaranthus tricolor (Joseph's coat), 585 nucleotides. RefSeq lists its product as uncharacterized. The transcript is spliced from 4 exons. Lineage: Eukaryota; Viridiplantae; Streptophyta; Magnoliopsida; Caryophyllales; Amaranthaceae. The record is from RefSeq and is a predicted model, not a curated record. The coding region runs from base 143 to 334 and encodes 63 amino acids.